This is a messenger RNA of Cladophialophora psammophila CBS 110553, 1581 nucleotides long. RefSeq lists its product as uncharacterized. Lineage: Eukaryota; Fungi; Ascomycota; Eurotiomycetes; Chaetothyriales; Herpotrichiellaceae. The transcript has a single exon. Bases 1 to 1581 code for a protein of 526 amino acids. The record is from RefSeq and is a predicted model, not a curated record.
AUGGUAAUUCAGGAUCAUAUCGAGUCGUCUCAGGUUAAUUCUUUAAAGCGAAAAGCGAGAUCCCUCGAUCCCCCCCAAACAAACGUCCAACCAGCGAAGAGAUCACGCUCAGAACCCACCGAGACCUUUUCCUCUGUCGAGAAGUGGCUAUCGCAUCUGCCACAUAACGAGCCCUUCGAGGCGGACGACAUGAGUUUACCACCACCGAAAAGAUCGCGGUCGUCCGAUACUCUCAGUCGGAGGUUAUCACAAUCAGGAGACAGUACAGAGAGCACAGUUUCAAGAGACAAAAAGUAUUCCGCAUACCGAGACGUGAACUAUCCGGUGGUGUUGGAGACGAAAGGGAGUUUCAUGCGGCCAUCGAAGGCCGGGCUUGUUGAUGAAGAUAAGACACUUUUGGAGAAACUUCUCGUUCUAAGUCAACCAGUACCUGACAACUCAUUAUUCGAUGAUGCGCGAUUCGAAAAAUUUCAUUCACUCUUACGAGGCCGAUCCGAGGCCCGAGUCUAUCUCGACCUACAUCCUCUCAUUGUACCAUCGGCCGAGAACCUCUAUAUUAGUGGCCGAGAAGAAUUUGAAGGUCUCAUCGAAGGCCACAAUGACCUCUGGAUUAAAGCGAUCCCUUUCUAUGGACCACGUCCGCAGCCCGACCACACGUACGGAUUCAAGUGGUCCAACUUCACAGAGACACAAAGGAGGAAACUUAAUAUCGAGCCCACGGAGCAAUCCCUUUACACAGCACGUGAAGAUAUCUAUUUCCCCUUCCUGACCAGCGAAGUCAAGUGUGGCAAGCAAGGACUCGAUUUAGCCGAUCGCCCUAAUACUCACAGCAUGACCAUUGCGCUCCGGGGUAUUGUGGACCUUUAUCGGAAAGCGAAUCGUUCGUCAGACGUGCAUAGGAGGGCUCUAGGUUUUUCGGUUUCUCAUGACGAUAACAGUGCCCGUAUCUACGUUCAUUAUCCCGAGAUCGAUGGUAACGACACGGUUUACUGGCGCAAUACAAUCAAAGAGCUCAAUUUCAGAGACGGGAAAGGUAGAGAAAAAUGGACAUGUUACCAAUUUACACUCAAUGUCUGUCAACUUUUCGCCCCGGCUCUGCUCAAAAGACUCAAAACUGUAAUUGAUGAGUUGCCAGACCCGAUUGCACAGACGCUCGAACCAGCAAGUUUUGACGACCUCAGUGUACUAAGUUCGCAAGACGAUGCCAGUGCGCCUGAGUCCCAGGACGAAAGCUUCAGAAAGCCACGUAAAGUUGGUGGGUUGCAAGUAGAGUUACGGACCAUGAUUCAAAAUUUGCAAAGGCAGUUGGAACAACAGAGGGCAGACUCAAUAGCACAGUUAGAACGACAAAGGCACGAGUCAGAGCAGCAGAGAGCAAUGCUAACGGCACAAUUGGAACAACAGAGGAAAGACUCAACGGCACAAUUGGAACAACGGAAGCAAGAUUCAGAGCAGCAAAGAGCAAUGCUAAUGGCGCAAUUGGAACAACAGAGGAAAGACUCUGACCAACAGCAAAAGGAACUCGUGCAAUUGCUGAAACAGCAAAGCGAACAGAUAAGGGAACUCUCACUGAAACGGUGA